This is a messenger RNA of Mycena indigotica, 1146 nucleotides long. Its product is annotated as Heterotrimeric G-protein alpha subunit. Gene Ontology annotation, molecular function: guanyl nucleotide binding; G-protein beta/gamma-subunit complex binding; GTPase activity. Gene Ontology annotation, cellular component: heterotrimeric G-protein complex. NCBI's taxonomy places the organism in Eukaryota, Fungi, Basidiomycota, Agaricomycetes, Agaricales, Mycenaceae. The coding region runs from base 1 to 1146 and encodes 381 amino acids. The record is from RefSeq and is a predicted model, not a curated record. The transcript has 9 exons. Gene Ontology annotation, biological process: adenylate cyclase-activating G protein-coupled receptor signaling pathway.
AUGGGCAACUGUGGCUCCCAGGAGGACCGCUCUGGCAAAGAACGCAGCGAUGCCAUUGACCGACAACUCGAGGAGGAUAGUAAAAAGUUCAAGAAAGAGGCGAAGAUAUUGCUACUUGGCAGCGGCGAGUCGGGCAAGUCAACCAUUGUCAAACAGAUGAAGAUCAUUCACCUUGACGGAUACACACACGACGAGCUCGUCGCAUACCGACCCACAAUCCAUAAGAACGUUCUCGAUUCUGUCCAGACCGUCAUUCUCGCCAUGCGGAAAAUCGGAGUCGACCCCGUACGGUUCUCCAAUCGAGCUUUGACCGAGAAAGUCCUCGACGCCGCUUCUGCAACCGACACACCAGCAUUCCUUUCACCCGAAAUCGCAGACGCUAUUCACCAGCUUAUGCAAGACCCCAUAAUAACGAAGAUUCUCGACGAGCAUGCCAGCGAGUUCUACCUCAUGGACAGCGCAAACUACUUCUUCACGGAUGUACUCCGGAUAGGCGCACCAGAGUAUGUGCCAACGGAGACGGACGUGUUGCGGGCACGAGCCAAGACGACCGGCAUCUCAGAAACGCGGUUUAACAUGGGUCAACUAGCUAUUCAUAUGUUUGACGUUGGUGGACAGCGAUCAGAACGAAAGAAGUGGAUCCAUUGCUUCGAGAGCGUCACAAGCAUCAUCUUCUGCGCCGCUUUAAGCGAGUACGACCAAGUGCUGCUUGAAGCACAGACGCAGAAUCGAAUGCAAGAGUCGCUAGUUCUUUUCGACUCUGUGAUCAACUCGCGGUGGUUCUUGCGGACAUCAAUCAUCCUUUUCCUCAACAAGAUCGAUGUGUUCAAAGCAAAAUUGCCCAAGGUGCCACUGAACAAGUACUUCCCGGAGUAUAUCGGCGGCCAACCGGGCAAGACUGAGCGUGUACCCACACCUGACGCAAGCAACGGACACGUCGAAUAUACGACUGGUCUUCGCUGCGGUCAAGGAAACGAUCCUACAGAACGCCUUGAAGGACUCUGGGAUCUUAUAAUUUGUCUCGCUUGUUGUGUUAACUUUUUUAUUUUUUCUCCCAUCUGUUGUUUGUCGCUCGCAUCUACCCUCAUUUGUAUCACCACCACCCCACAUUGCAUCUUCUCCCAGCGUAACCUUAACCCCCCUUGA